AUGAAGGGUAUCUCAUCGUAUGAUGAAAAACCUCCGGCGCCGCCUAUUCGGUUCAGCAGCUCCACUAACCAGAAUAGUCAGGUUGUCGGUCUUAAACCACUUCCAAAGGAGCCAACAGAGGUUGCUAAAAAAAAGAAAAUGUCGAAUCCAUUUUUGAAAAAAAAUAAGGAAAAAAAGGAAAUUGCCGAAAAGCCGGUUAUUUCGCGUCCGAGUAACUUCGAGCACACAAUUCAUGUUGGAUACGACCCAACAACAGGAGAAUUCACCGGAAUGCCAGAAGCAUGGGCUCGCCUGCUAACGGAUUCACAAAUCUCGAAGCAAGAGCAGCAGCAAAAUCCGCAAGCUGUUUUAGACGCUCUCAAGUAUUAUACGCAAGGCGAGCAAAGUGGUCAGAAGUGGUUGCAAUAUGAUAUGAUGUUUAUAGAUGAUGCACCGACGCGAAUAGGGCCUUCGCUAAUCAAGCCGCAACCGUACAGUACGUCUUCACUGCCAUACCAUUCCAAACCUUUUUUUGACAAAUCAUACGCUAAACAAGCUCAGUCUGGCUCAAGCUUGCCUUAUUCACUAAAUUCCCAACAAACAUCAAGUUUAAACGACAAUAGAUCAAGCAUGCCUCCGAACUAUGCACCACCGCCAGUUCCGGAGAACGAGGAACCUGCUGAUGUGUUGCCACCUCCAAUUCCAGAUAGACCUGCUCGAACUAUGAGCAUUUACACGAAACCAAAAGAAGAAGAGGAAGACAAGGUACCAGAUCUCUCGAAGGGACAUUUCGGCGUUCAAUCUCGUGGCGCCAAAUCGAAACGAAAAAUGUCUGACGCGGAAGUUCUUGCGAAGCUUCGAACAAUUGUAUCAAUUGGAAACCCGGACAGAAAAUAUAAAAAAGUCGAUAAAAUUGGUUCUGGCGCUUCUGGAUCUGUAUACACUGCUAUUGAGAUUAGCACCGAGGCAGAAGUCGCCAUUAAACAAAUGAAUCUAAAAGAUCAGCCUAAAAAGGAAUUGAUUAUUAAUGAGAUUCUGGUUAUGCGUGAAAAUAAGCAUGCGAAUAUUGUGAACUACUUGGAUUCGUAUCUCGUUGGAGAAGAAUUAUGGGUAGUUAUGGAAUACUUGGCUGGAGGAUCAUUGACUGAUGUGGUCACUGAAUGUCAGAUGGAAGAAGGAAUGAUCGCCGCUGUCUGCCGAGAGGUCCUCCAAGCCCUCGAAUUCCUGCACAGCCGUCAUGUCAUUCAUCGCGAUAUUAAAUCCGACAAUAUCCUCCUUGGAAUGGACGGAUCGGUCAAAUUGACUGACUUCGGCUUUUGUGCCCAACUCUCUCCGGAGCAACGAAAGAGAACAACUAUGGUUGGAACACCGUAUUGGAUGGCGCCAGAAGUUGUUACUCGCAAACAAUACGGUCCGAAGGUUGAUGUUUGGUCGCUCGGAAUCAUGGCAAUUGAAAUGGUUGAAGGCGAACCUCCUUAUUUGAAUGAGAAUCCGCUGAGAGCAAUUUAUCUCAUUGCUACUAAUGGAAAGCCUGAUUUUCCGGGACGCGACACCCUCACUCCCAUGUUCAAGGACUUUAUUGACUCGGCAUUAGAAGUUUGUGUUGAUAAUCGCUGGUCCGCUAGUCAACUUCUGACUCAUCCAUUCCUUCGAUGUGCAAAGCCACUUGCCACACUUUAUUAUCUAAUUGUAGCUGCUAAAAGAAGCAUUGCUGAGGCUGCCGGAUAA
This is a messenger RNA of Caenorhabditis bovis, 1707 nucleotides long. The record is from the annotation of a GenBank genome assembly. Lineage: Eukaryota; Metazoa; Nematoda; Chromadorea; Rhabditida; Rhabditidae.